AUGGUAGAUACUACACUGCAGAACUUUCUGACGCACAGCACCUACGAGGGGGCGUGGAUCAAAAAGGUGCAUGCGAUGGACGGAUUUGGAACCUAUCGGUUUCCAGACGGCAGCGAAUAUCGGGGCUACUUUCGGCGCGGCAGAUUCCAUGGCUUUGGACAACUGAAGAUGGCGGCACAGAAAUUCACCAUGAAGGGUGAAUUUUUCGAGGGCAAGCUGAAGAAGAUUGCGGAUAUGUGGUUCGAGGAUGGUCUACACCUGAACGGCAAGCUCGAGAAUGGAGACCUCAACUGCGAAGACUGGCAAUAUCUCUCGCCCUACGAUCGACGCUAUCAGAACGAGUUAAAGUAUGGCCAACAGCCGGUGGGCCCUACCUUGUUUUUGACCGGAAAUCCGUUGACGCGGCCUCUCGACAAGCACAGCUACGAUGCGGAGGAGGGCAUCUUCCAUUCGAAGACGGGUUGGCUUAUCAAUCGCACGCCGCCGUUUGAUAAAAGCUUCUAUGUCUCUUGCGCUGAGGAUAAGACAUGGAUUAAGCGUCAUUGUCGCGUGGGGCGAGGUCCAGCGGUAACUGCUAAAGAGCCUUCAUCAAGGUUCUGUCGUCAGAUUAUCGAAAACAAUUUAGAUAAAGAAAAUGAUCAGCUGGAUGGAACUUUCAUUUAUUCUCCAGGCGAUAGAUUACCAGAUCGCAAGCGUAUGCUCCAUAAGUUGGAUGACUGCUUCAAUGAGCUCUCUCCAGGCGACGACGAUGCCUCUGAGACUCUCUGUGACGUCAUUGGUGGCGGAAGAAGCUGCGAUACUGACAGCCUAACCCAGACUUCGCUCAGCGACGACGUGAAAACUUACCAACAGCUUGAGAAGCGCAAAGACGACACUUUCAGCGUCAACUUGGGAGUGGUCCAAAGUAACUUAACACGUCCUGACACCCUUUUUGUGGAAACUCAACGAUCUGUUUUUCAAUUGUAA
Messenger RNA from Scaptodrosophila lebanonensis, 966 nucleotides. RefSeq lists its product as uncharacterized. Bases 1 to 966 code for a protein of 321 amino acids. Lineage: Eukaryota; Metazoa; Arthropoda; Insecta; Diptera; Drosophilidae. The record is from RefSeq and is a predicted model, not a curated record. The transcript has a single exon.